GGUACCUUGAAUACACGCACUACUACUUCCGUGAGCGGGGAGACUGCAAAACCAAGUUAUUGGUUAACUUGUCAAAAAAAUUUGGUGGACCUAUAUAAUCGUCUUCCAACUGUUCCACAUUCCGGAUAGAAAUUAUCGAAUCAUCGUCCCCCCCAUGCCCGCAUUCGAUUUGAUUGUGGUGGGCUCCGGAGGUGGUCCCGACGAAACCAACCUAUCAGGGUAUCUGCUCAAGCCUUGCGACGCUGCUUGGGAUAAUGGUAUGAUUGCGCUGGAGGCGGGUGCGUCAGUUCGUACAACCGUGUCUCGCGACCACUGGCUCACGCUCUCACCGCCAGGGUCCGGACUUGGCGCGCUCAGACAUAUCAUGAAGGGCGACCCAAACAUCUUCGGAGAACGUCCACCGGAUGCAGAUUCGACAUCUUUUACUCCUCUCACGGUAUAUUCAAAUGUCAAGUGCUUUCUCCUUACACACGCACAUCUGGACCAUAUAGGCAGUCUUGUGAUGGCCGCAGGAACGCUUGGCGGUGUCAGUAAGCGUAUAUAUGGCUCACCUCAGACUCUCAGAGAUCUGGAGACUGUCUUCUCUGGAAGGGUAUGGCCAAGAUUAGCAACCUAUGAUGAGAAUGACCCAUUAAUCCGAUUGGUGUAUAACGCCCUCCAUUCAGACGGCAAAUACAAGGUCAUCUUCCCCAAUGUCUCCGUCCGCAUCAUGGCUAUCAGCCACGGGACAAAUGACUGUGGCUCAUACGACGAUUCGUGCUUCUUCGUCCGACACGACCCCUCGAAACAUGAGUUCCUCUUCUUCGGUGAUGUCGAGCCCGACAGCAUCGCUAUGAAGCCGAAGAACAUCACUGUCUGGCGCGCAGCAGCUCCAAAGAUACCGCACGACCUGUCUACCAUCUUCAUCGAGUGUUCAUAUCAAGCAGGGCGGCCGGACGGGGAAUUGUGGGGUCAUCUCAGCCCCUGUCAUCUGGUACAGGAGCUGGUCACGCUAGCAACAGAGGUCGUUAUGGCCCGGAAAGCACCCAAAUCACGCUCAGGAUUAAGACCGCGAAAGAAGCAGCGGAAUGACGCGAUCUCACCUGAAGCCCUCCACUGGCGCACUCGAGGGGAACGACCGAUCAGCCACGUUAUUGGUGACCAGUGUCGCGAGCUACUCGCACCGCACCAACUAGGGGUCGAACUACUCACCGCAGACCAAGGCAUGAAGAUUGUUGCUGUUUUUGUCACAAGAUUCACUCAUGGAUACCAUCCUACGAUCGAUUUGUACCUUUUGACGCAUCUUGUACCUUGA
Molecule: messenger RNA, 1294 nt
Organism: Suillus paluster
Lineage: Eukaryota; Fungi; Basidiomycota; Agaricomycetes; Boletales; Suillaceae
Product: cyclic-AMP phosphodiesterase
Exons: 6
Coding region: 155-1294 (379 amino acids)
Biological process (GO): cGMP catabolic process; negative regulation of glucose mediated signaling pathway; cAMP catabolic process
Molecular function (GO): 3',5'-cyclic-GMP phosphodiesterase activity; 3',5'-cyclic-AMP phosphodiesterase activity
Source: RefSeq, a predicted model, not a curated record